Molecule: messenger RNA, 8325 nt
Organism: Drosophila miranda
Lineage: Eukaryota; Metazoa; Arthropoda; Insecta; Diptera; Drosophilidae
Exons: 21
Coding region: 358-6603 (2081 amino acids)
Biological process (GO): regulation of transcription by RNA polymerase II
Cellular component (GO): nucleus
Molecular function (GO): protein binding; double-stranded DNA binding; transcription coregulator activity
Source: RefSeq, a predicted model, not a curated record
CACUAGUUUUGGAGUAACCAAAUAUUUUCGCUAGUUUUUUUUUUUUAAUAAUUUCGUGUGUGAAAAAGGAUUAUUAUUGAUUUUUUAUUGCAUUAAAUGCAUCUGCAGACAAGGACACAUCACAACCCCCAUAAAACGUGCACGCCCCCCGUAGCAAGACAAAAUGUCGUGGUAAAGUUUUGUUUACCUUUUUUCGAUAUCUAUCCCCAGAGUUCUGCUCCUACACCUGUGUUGGUGUGCACGCGUGCGAGUGUGUGUGUGUGUGUAAUGUGUUGUGUGUGCAAAAAUGCAUCCGAAAAUCUAAUAGAUCCGCAGCGAGGUUUUUGUUCGUUCUAAAAUUGUGAAAAAGCCAGGCACAUGGAAAAUGUGUCCGAUGCCAGCUGCAGCGCCUCUUCCCUGAAACUCCAACGGCAGCAAACUCAAAUCAAAGCCAAAAAUGUCCUAAUCAGAUCCCAGAGCAGCGGCAAGCUUAGCAGAAAUGAGGCUGAAUCCACAACAACAGCAACAGCGAAAACCACAAAAGCCACAACGAGGACUCUCAAGGUCGGGGCCAUGCAACAGAAGAAGCUACAGUCACCAAAUGGAGUCAACGCCAGCAACAUCAUCCUGCUGCGGGGCACACGCAACGAGAACGGCCAGAUCAUUAUCCAGAACAAGCAGGACAUCCUCACCCUGCUCAACGAGCAGCAGCAGCACCAGGAGAAGGCAGCCCAGGCGUCCACAGCCAUCACACUCAAUCAACUGCCAACGACCACCACAGUGGCCCGCGAGACGAUUGUCCAGAGCUCGGGGAGCAGCACCACCAGCACCAGCUCCACCAUAUCCAUCGUGGCCAGCAGCGGCAGCAGAAGUAGCGGUGUUGGUGGCAAGGAUGCCGUUAGCAACACGAUCCUCCUGCAGACGCCCAUCAAUGCCAGCCAGCUGGAGAGCGUGCUGAAAGCCCAGGAGCGCACGAAACAGGCGAACGGCACGGCACAGACCAAGCUCAUAGAGAGGCCCUUCCUGCUGAAGCACGCCACGCGGAGCCUCAGCUCGGAGUGCAAUUGUGACAGCAAAUCGCCGUUCGUGCUGCAGACACUCAAGCGACUGGAGAAGUCGCAAUCCAUUCUGGUCAUACGCAACUCCACAUCAGGCAGCACUUCCUCAAUGGCCGUUUCUCCGCCUGUGAAUGUUUCGGCCUCCGUAUCAUCGAAUGUUUUAAGCGUGACACGCACUUCAAAGGCGGCCAAGGGCAUGGCAGGUGCCCUGCACAAGCUCAAGGCGGCCGCAACAGCAGCAGCCGCAGCGGGAGCAGGAGCAGGGGCAGCACCAUCCGCAUCAUCGACAGGCACAAACAUACUGAGGCUAGGCAAAAGCGCCACCACAUUGGCCAUUAACGGAGCUGGGGGCAGCAGCAAACUGGAGGCCGCCGCCGCAUCUGCAACCACAACGUCAACAGCAAAUAAAUUGUCCAACGCGGUGACAUCGGAGCAGCAGCAGCAACAAUCGACAACAACGCAAACGAAUGUGCCACUUGGGAACGAUGGCGAACCUAUCAAACUACCCGACAAUUUGGAGAGCCUGCCAAGAGCUGACAGUUUUUCAUCACAGCGUCAUCGUUGGAAUACAAAUGAGGAAAUUGCUGCGAUUCUUAUCAGCUUUGACAAGCACUGCGAGUGGCAGUCCAAGAAGGUCCGAACCAGACCCAAGAGCGGAUCCCUGCUGCUGUACUCGCGGAAGAAGGUGCGCUAUCGCCGCGACGGCUAUUGCUGGAAGAAGCGCAAGGAUGGCAAGACGACGCGCGAGGAUCACAUGAAACUGAAAGUACAAGGCACGGAGUGCAUCUACGGCUGUUAUGUACACUCGGCCAUACUGCCCACGUUCCAUCGCAGAUGUUACUGGCUGUUGCAGAAUCCGGACAUUGUUUUGGUGCACUAUCUGAAUGUGCCGUAUCCGGAUGAUAAUAAAAUGGCAGUGAUUGCCCCCAGCAUCACCCUGUGGGGCGACAAGAAAGAGUGGACCAAGGAGGAGCUGGUCAGCCAGCUGAAGCCGAUGCUGUCCACAGUCAACUCCGAUGAUGACUCCGACUCGGGCAACUACAUUGAGAUAUCGACGGCCGAGACCGUGGAGUCGAUUGUGUGCCAGCUGAUGGAGAAGCAGUGCUUGUCCCGCCAGGCGGCCCUCGUCAAGCAGCUCGACUGCGGCUGCGGGGACUCGGGCUGUGCCGACGGCAAGACCUGCACGCAUCCCGUGAUGCGGCGCACGGGAGGCAUCAUCAAGUCCGCGGUGGCCACAUCGGCCUCAGAGAAGCGACUCAACGAGGGGGCCUUCAACAGCGGCACGCCCAAUGUGGUGGUGGCCAGCAAGCUAUACUCCCGCUGGGCGGAGCGGCCGCGCCAGCGCAACGAUGGCAUGCACCUGGAAAACCCGCACGCACAGUUCCACAAUGCCACGCAACAGCUGCCCCAGGAAUCGGCCAUCAAGUUUCAGAUCAUUCCUCCUCAACAGAAACAGCAGCAGCAACAGCAACAGCAGACGGGACAUGGCGAUGGCAGCUAUCAGCAGCAAUAUCGCGGUGCCAAUCAGAUGCUGGCCGCAAGAAACAAUCUGGUGAUGCAGCAGCAGCAGCAAUAUCACCAGCAACAGCAGCAACACUUGAGUCUGCAACGAUUCGUGGCCAGUCAUUGCCAGAAUUCGGCUCAUUUGAAUCAGCAUCAUCAUGGCCUGCAAAUUGCCAAUACAACAAUCACGGCCACAGCCAGAGAUCCUUCCACAACAGUAGCAGCAGCAGCAACAGCAACAGCAGCAUCGGUAGCAUCGGCAUCAGCAGCAGCAGCAGGAAGAGGCUCCGUCUUAAAUGGAAUGGAUACGGAACUAAUUGAAAUCCAAAGCCACAUGACUGCAAACAAAAUCACUAGCUCCGUCAGUAGCAAUGGAAAUGACAGCGGCAGCAAUUCCAGUGCCAGUGCCAGUGCCAAGCAAUUUGCAGCUCAAACGAACAACGAAUUAAAUGUCGUAAAUAAUAACGACCCCAGCAACAAUAACUUUAUGUACAAUCAACAACAGCAGCAACUGAAUACUUCCAGCAACAGCACACAGCAGCAGCAGCAACAACAUUAUUAUAAAUUGCAACAGACAUCAGCAACCCCAAACAGUGGCCAACUCCAAAAUCAAACACAAACCCCAACCCUUCUCCAACCCCCUGUUGAGGCCAUGUGUAUGUCACCUGAGCAUCGCAGCGGCAGCAGCAGCAGCAGCAACAACAAUACGGCCUCAACGUCUUCCGCUGUCAAUAGCGAUAACACCUCCCCCUCCACAGCCAUAGCCACAACCACGUCCAUGGCCGCAUCUAUAUCUAUAUACACAUCUACGUCCGGCACAUCGUCCACCUCGAGUUCCUUACAAUCGAUUAUCGAUGGCAAUCAGCAGCAACAAAUUACAACGACAUCGACGGCAGCAACUUGUGAUAAUUUAAUGAGCGCCAAUGCGCUCACUGAGCUGAAUGGAGGGAGCAGCAGCAGCAGCAGCAACAAUCAGGCCACAGAUGGCCACAACAAGAGUCAAUCCCAAUCGCAGUCUCAGCCUCAAACUCUGAGCCAAAAUGGUUGUGCAACAUUCAGUGCUUCCAGUGAUAAUAGCAGCCAAAUUAGCGCCAGCGACGAGAGCAGCAGCUUUGGGGACAACAAUCAGAAUAACAGCAUACACAGCAUCCACAGCAGCCACAGCAGCAGCAGUAACAGCAGCGAGGACGAGCCCCAGGCGGGCAAUGCUGCCGAGACCCUGAGCUUCUUCAACGAAACCCUGGAUCUAUCCGAUGAGGAUAUUCAACGUACACUGAUAGCCAAUAUGCAGCCGUACAAUACGGCUGCAGGCGAAGCAGCCACGACAACGAUAGAACCUUUGGCAACAAACGGCAGCCACAGUAGCAGCAACAGCAACGGCAAUCCUCAAGAAGUGGAGAAGAAACCUUCAGUCGGCCAGGAAGGCGAAGCCGAACCUGAGGAGGAUGACACAGACGAUGUGUUUGCCAACCUGGAUGCCUUCGAUAUGCUCGUGGAGUUCCCCGAGCUGGAUCUGGAUGUUAAGCAGGCCCUGAACAACACGGCCUUGGAACAGGGCUCCUAUCUGGGACAGGCGGCCGCCCAAACGCAGCAGCCCCGCAAGAUCCACAACAUCUGUGACUUCAGUCCGGAGUGGUCCUACACCGAGGGCGGAGUCAAGGUACUUGUGGCCGGACCCUGGACGAGCAGCAAUGGUGCUGGCGCCUACACGGUGCUCUUCGAUGCCCAGCCCGUGCCCACGCAGAUGGUGCAGGAGGGAGUGCUCCGUUGCUACUGUCCUGCCCACGGGGCGGGCUUUGUGACGCUCCAGGUGGCCUGCGGCGGCUUUCUCGUGUCCAAUUCGGUCUUGUUCGAGUACAAGCUGUCGCUGCUGGCCGAUGCCCCGUUCGAUGCGAGCAGCUCGAACGAUUGCCUGUACAAAUUCACGCUGCUCAAUCGCCUCUCGACCAUCGAUGACAAGUUGCAGCUGAAGACGGAGCAGGAGCCGACGACGGACCACACGGCUCUCUAUCUGGAGCCGAACUUUGAGGAGAAGCUAGUCGCGUAUUGCCACAGGCUGACGAAGCAUGCCUGGAGCAUGCCCAGCACAGUGGCCAGCUGGAGCGUGGGCCUUCGGGGCAUGACGCUGCUGCAUCUGGCCGCCGCCUUGGGCUAUGCCAAACUGGUGGGCGCCAUGCUCAAUUGGCGGGCGGAGAAUCCACAUAUCAUACUCGAAACGGAGCUGGACGCCAUCAGUCAGGAUGUGUACGGUUUCACGCCGCUCGCCUGGUCCUGUGUGCGCGGCCAUGUGGAGUGUUCCCUGCUGCUCUACAAGUGGAAUCACAAUGCGCUGAAGAUCAAGACGCAGGGCCAGCAAACGGCCCUGGAUUUGGCCAACCUGAAGGGGCACAAACAUCUUCUGGCCCAGAUAUUUCGACUAGAGAAGGAGCGCUGCCGCAAGCCGCACUUGCGGGGCGGCCUGGCCAAUCUUUCAAUGAACCUAGGCGUUGAAACGGAAGCGGAGGAGUCGCAGCCGCAGACCUACAACAGCUUUGACCUGGAGAUACUUCAAAGAAAGCAUGAUGUCGUCUUCCUCAGACCUGGGGCAGUGCAUAGCAAUCAAAGUCCUCCCAACAAUGGCAGCAAGUACUCUAAGCGCUCUUCCAUAGACAGCGGCAUCAACAUGGACAUACGCAGCAAGUCAGGCAAGUCCCUGGCCAGGCUGCACAGCAACUUUGAGGGGCACGACAGCUAUGCAUUGGGAGUGGACUCGCCGCUGGAUACGCUGACUGGGACCAAUUGCCUGCUUUCGCCGCUGCGUAAAAUGGAUUUCGCCCUGUGCGAGGUAUCCACGGGCGAGUCGAGCCCCAUACACGACAAAAACAUCGAAGGCGAUGACACCUCGACGAGCGCAACCGAUGUGACCAUAGGCAAUGACCUGGCCCUGGCCCUGGCCGAUGCAGUUGUAGGGGACUCGGAUGCCAAAGUGGUGACCCUGGCCGAACACAUUAUAGCAGCAAUGCCAGAGCGCAUCAAAAAUGAAGCCGAUGAAAUGAUGGUGCUGAGCAGUCCCUUGACUGAGCCACUGACCUCAGAGUCCUCGGCCCUGACAGACAGCUUUAUGGAUCCCCUGCUGGACUCGCUGCCCAAUACUCAUUUCGACAGCGACUUCAACUUCGACUUCCACGACCACAGCUAUCGGUACCACGAUGUGAGCACUCCUUGCUCCAGCCUGAGUCCCGCCAGCUCGGGGCCGCUGCAGUCGCCGGCCAGCUACUCCAUACUGGGCACAGAUCCGUCUGUCAGCUCGCCCAGUCCGCCGCCGUCGACCAAGCAGCUGACCGAGUUCCUGCACGCCUCCAGCCUGUCGCAGUAUCCGUUCGAGUCGGACUUCUCCAAGCUGACGCUAACCGACACCGAGCAGCGGGAGCUGUACGAGGCGGCCAAGUGCAUACAGAAGGCCUACCGCUCGUACAAGGGCCGGCAGAAGCUCGAGGAGCAAAAUAAAGAGCGCACUGCCGCCAUUGUCAUCCAGAACUACUACAGGCGGUACAAGCAGUACGCCUAUUACAGGCAAAUGACCAACGCCGCCCUGGUCAUCCAGCAUGGCUAUCGUUCCUAUCGAAAGAACAAACGCUUCAAGAAGAGCGGCCUGGGCCAGGGCAUGGCAGGGGGCAGCGAUCACGGCAGCGUCAGCAGCAACUCUCAGUGCCUGUCCAGCUUUUACGACCACUACAAGCAGGAUCAGCAGCAGCUGCAGCAGCAGCAUGAGAUGGGCUCGCAGCCGAGAACGCCCAAGGAAACCAGUCCCUCGGGCCCCUUGAAACGAACCUACUCGCAGUCCACCCAGAAUCAAGCUGCCAGGAAGAUCCAACAGUUCAUGAGACUAUCACGCAUCAAACUACAGAGGGAGCGGGACGAAAAAGAGAAGCUGGUGCACCAACGCAGGGCGGAAUACCUUCAAAACUUGCAGUAUCAAGGGCAGCAGGAAAUCUUGGCUUGCCUAGAAAAUAACAGUUCUGCCCAGAGCAGUGGCAGCAACACCUAUACGAACAGCAUCAACAAUCUACAAUCCAAUCAGUGAUGUACUUAAAGGCAAAGACGGAAGGAGGAGGGACUGGACGGGACGUCCCGUUGGUAUGGUUGAAAUCUCAGUCUCAACUUUCUGCUGCCUCAACUGGUUGAUCCUCGAUCUAUAAUUGCUUGAAGACAACACAGCCAAAACCCAACACCGAAAACCGAAAAACCAAAAGCAAGAGAGAAAAGUUUUUAAACUAAAUUUAACAAUAAAUGAGUUUUUGUAAAUUAUUUUUGUCCGUCCACAUUGUUAGCUUUCAUAACAUACCAACAAAAGCAUAUAUACUUACAAAUAUACACCAAACAAAUAUAUACAUACCUAUAUAGAGAAUGAACCGAUACUGAUAUGAAAGGCGGCAAUCUGAUGCAAUGAAACAAUUUUUAAGAACCGUUCAAGUUUGAAUAAUUAACCAAUAAACCAAGAAAACCAAGAAAAACUAAUCUAAUGUACAGACACCAAAUGUAAAACUACGGAAGGAAGAGCAGAAGACCUCCUCCCGCCCGACUUGCUCUACUCUACCACAUUGUUAACUAUUCAACUAAAAAAAACUAUUAUACUUAAUUCGCACUCUAACAACUACUCAACGGAACUUUGAUUGCAUUUUUCUCUUACUUAACUUAACUUAUACAUAGAUCUGAUCAAUUCAACUGAUUCGGAAACUGAAAUGAAGACUAAAUACGAUUUCACUACUCAACUGACUUAAGAAUUGCAAUCAAUUUUGUUAACUUGCUUAGGCAGUGUGUUAGACAUGUGACAAAACAGCAGCUAAAAACGAAACUACAAAUGAAAUCGAUAUCUAAUUAAAUGCAAUAUUUGCACUUACACACAUACACUCUUAAACUCUCCCCAACACACCUACACCAACACACACACACACACAUGUAGACGAAACCUGAGUGUGUUUAAAUGGAAAAAAAGUCUUUUUAGGUAGAGAAGGAGCGGCCAAAGGGCAAAGAAAAUCUUAAGUACCUUAAGCCAAUUGGCACUAAAACUAAAAACUAGAAACUAAUCUAAACUAAACUAAAAUCUAACAACAAAUUAUAUACAAACAUAUGUAUGUCUAAAACGCAAUACCAAUACCACUGUAUGUAUAGCUUCUAUCGAACAAAUCGUAGGAUAUAGGCAUUUCGCCCUCGCCUAGUUUCGUUUGAAGCGUUUUUUCUUUCAACUGAACUAAUUCUAGUGCAACACCAAAAUUGUUGAUAUUUAACGAAAACUUUAUACAGAACUUCACUUCCAAAGUGCGGCGGAUGUACCAGGCAAACAUUCUUCUCCAAUUAAGUAAUCCUACUCCUAAUCCUAGUCCCUAACUAAUUGAAAUCGAAAUCUGAAUUGUUUGUUUCUGCUUAGUAGGGCAAAUAUUGGAGGGGAGGGUAAUGUGAAACUGUUAACUAACCUUUUAAGUAAAUUAUUGUAUAGAGUGUACACUCUUUUUAAAUAUUAUACCUACUUGUAUGGGAUAUUCAUCAUGAACUAUAGUACAUAUAUGUAUACAUACUAUAUCUACGUGCAAAUAAUAUAUGCAAACUAAACAAAUGUUUAACGAAUCAACGUAUUAUACAUAUAUAUACAUAUACAUACAUGUAUGUACAGACACAGACACUGAUACACACACACAAAAGAACACAAAACAUAGUGUUAUAUAUACACAAAUUUAUAAAUUGUAUAACGACUUUCCAGUUUCUGUAAAAUUGUAAUUAAUUCAAUAAAGUUUAAUUCAACACUUUA